Messenger RNA from Trichophyton rubrum CBS 118892, 726 nucleotides. RefSeq lists its product as uncharacterized. The transcript has a single exon. NCBI's taxonomy places the organism in Eukaryota, Fungi, Ascomycota, Eurotiomycetes, Onygenales, Arthrodermataceae. The coding region runs from base 1 to 726 and encodes 241 amino acids. The record is from RefSeq and is a predicted model, not a curated record.
AUGAAUGGUUGGAUUCUUCUGUUCUCGAAUCCCGCUGCGGCCGCUGCAUACCAAGGGAAAGUACAUAAGUUGCGUGAGCUACUUCGAGACAAAACUCCGUUCUACCCGGCGUCCAGCAUCGACCUUCCAUCUAACUAUGAGGUUCCGGGAUCUAUGGGCUUUACAUUGCAAGACUAUACGCUCACCGCACCCUGGCAAUUCCCCCUGAUUACCGCUGAAUUUUUCCCGUUCAGUAAAUGGGUGUCAUCCUGUAUCAGAACCCAGGAAUCGAUUACCGGCGUGAUAGCGCACGACGAGGAAGAACCUCCUGAAACUUCGACACCGGUGCCAUUCUCCUCCGAUACAGCUGGAUAUCCUGUACGAAUGUGCAUUUCGCGCGAUUCAUUCCUCAGCCCGACGAGAAAAUCGCUGAUCAAUUUUCUUUACUGGGAUGGGGAAAGGAGAUCUGUUCCCUGGGAUCUUAUCGAGGGUUGGGAUAAGGUGAUAUUCCUGACUAACGGGAAGGAGGAUGGCAGCACGCCACUGGGUGAAAAGGCUCAUGCGAAACCCAAGUUCGGAGAAUACGACAUCAGCAACUGGAGGGUAACGUUCAGGUCUGCAUCUGAUGCUAGGAGGUUUGUGAGGACAUGGCAUAUGAAGGAAUUCCCACAGGCGGAAGAUAUGGACUACUGUGAUCCGCCGCCAGUGAUCAAGGCUGAAGCUCUCUUCUGGGACGAGAGUUUUUGA